AUGCCAAAUGAGUUAGAAAACGGAAUGGAGCAAGUCGAGAAUGAUGAAAAUGUAUGUUUUUUGAGUGAAUAGAUUCAGAGAUUUCCAAAAAAUUGAAUUUUUCAGCUGAUCGAUCGGAAUGGAUCAGCAAGAACCAAUGGGAUUGAUGUAAGUCUCUCACUUCCUAGACUGUUUCUUGAUAGACCUGAAAAUUAACUAGAGAAAAAUGAUGAAAAAAAGUAGGUUGCAAUUUUUCAGGAUCAGAAUGAUCCAACUAAUGAGCCUGGAGACAAUGGGAACGAUUUUUCUCAAGCCAAUCGCCCCGACGUAAGUUUUGAGAGAUGAAACAAAUAGACACAAAACAUAAUUUUUCAGUUUGGGAGAGUUGCAUCCUAUUUUGUGAUUAGAAGAAGCCGCGGAGGAUUCACAAUGAGUAUUAUUGGAGACUUGACAGGAAGACCCACAACACAUGACUCUGAAAACGAAUCAGAUCUCUUCAGAGUCCCUUUCACAUUUGUCUUCCCAUCAGAAAGACAACCUUUCCAACGAAUCAAUAGAAUUGACAAGUCAAAGAAAACAAGAUCACCAGAAAAAUUGGAAGAACCACAACACCUCCAAAAAGGUCAAAAACGACGUGUCAUUACGUUGACUCAAAGAAGACAAAAGAAAUAA
Messenger RNA from Caenorhabditis angaria, 651 nucleotides. Lineage: Eukaryota; Metazoa; Nematoda; Chromadorea; Rhabditida; Rhabditidae. The record is from the annotation of a GenBank genome assembly.